Messenger RNA from Aspergillus bombycis, 1407 nucleotides. Its product is annotated as FAD-binding oxidoreductase. The transcript is spliced from 3 exons. The record is from RefSeq and is a predicted model, not a curated record. The coding region runs from base 1 to 1407 and encodes 468 amino acids. Lineage: Eukaryota; Fungi; Ascomycota; Eurotiomycetes; Eurotiales; Aspergillaceae. Gene Ontology annotation, molecular function: oxidoreductase activity; FAD binding.
AUGACUGCGGGAUCGCCAAGCCUCGCGGCCGCUCAAUUCGUGACCGUUUCAGCUCUGGCAUCAUACAAUGCCUUCUUACCAACCUCACUUCAAUCAUGUCUUAGUAAAACGGGCGCGAAGAUAGUCUACCCCACCGACCAGGCCUAUGAGUCGCUGUCCAAACCCCAGAACUCCAACUACCAGGCCUAUCCAGAGGUCAUUGUCAUCCCCGCAUCCACCGAGCAUGUCGCUGCGACUGUCAAAUGCGUGGCUGCCGAAAAGGGCAAUGUGAAGCUCAGUCCUCGGGGCGGCGGGCACAGCUACGCUGCGUAUAGUUUCUCAGGCCAAGUGGUUCUCGACCCGAGUCGGAUGAAAGGGAUCUCCAUCGACGAGGCGAAGAGGGUGGUGACUGUGCAAUUUGGGCAGACUCUGGUUGUGGGAUUAGAGUUUGUCGAUGUGAGCGGGAAGAUCAAGCAACUGAGCCCUAGCUCUACGGGACACGAUGCCGAGCUCUGGUGGGCGCUGCGCGGUGCAGGAUCGAACAACUUCGGUGUGGUUACGGCGUUUACAUUUUCACUGGAACAGGCCCCGACCGAUGUUGUCAAUUACGAACUCUACUUUGGACCAGAACCGGAUUGUGCCCAGGUCCUCUUGCAAGUCCAGGAGCUAGGUCAACUUCCCGCCGAUAGUUCGGACGGAAUUUCUCUCGACUUAGGGAUCGAAGUCCUUCUCAUGGGCCGAGACGACAACCAGAACAGCGCCUGCAUUUUACAAGGCCAGUUUCUCGGCAAACGGUCCGCAUACGAAACCGCCAUGAACAAGAUCCUACAAAGGCUUGCCGCGCAAGGCAUCAAGCCCGUUCGGUCCGAAUCCAAGAUCAAAGCAUUCCAUAACUGGGUUGCCGCGCUCACCGACCUCAUGGGUCCCUUAGAAGCAUCGGACGCGCCUCUGCCUUACUACGCCCAGUCUGCCAUGGACAGCGGCACACCCGGAUAUGACAAAAACCAGGUACAGCGCAUUUUCGACGGGCUUCGCGCGGCACGGCAAACCAACGGCUCCGAACCCGACGUGUCCUUCGACUUACUCGGUCCAGGUGCAAAGACUAAUCUUCCCACGUCGAGUGGUGAUAUGGCGUAUAUCCAUCGGACGAGUUUAUUCCUGGUUCAGAUCUACUCGGCGUAUUUCCCGGGCUUUGGGGAUUCCGCGGCUCAUCAGGAUGCAGUGGAUAAGGUCACCGGGAUCACGAGUGCCGUGAGGCGGCCCAGGCCCGGUAGUGAAUGGCACUCGUAUCAGAAUUAUAUUGAUCCUCAUCUGGCGAACUUUGGACGCGAGUAUUAUGGGGAUGCGUUGGAGCGGUUGAAAGCGAUCAAGGUUGCGGCGGACCCUGAUGUGGUUUUUGAUUUUUCCCAGGGGUUGAGUCAUGUAUGA